GUUUUUCACAGGUGUUUUUUUUAAAUUAUAAAGCGACUGACUUUUAAUCGGAAGAUCUAGUGUUAAAUGCUGCGUUCUUCUAACGACGAAAAACUUAAACAUCGUCAGACGAAACUUGCAACAAGCGGUAAAGCAGCGACCCCGAUGCACGUUUCAAAUCGCGAAAUGGGCUACAACGGCGUUAACGACGUAGGCUUGUUAGGCAAAGAUCGCUUUCCCGAUGAACGCUUCAUGACGUCAUCAAGUGUGACGUCAUCAAACUCGUGGUCGCAGGUGGACGAGCUGGGAGACUUUGGUCAGUUCGAUAGUUUGUCCAAUACAUCACCGGUUGAUUUGUUCAGCGAAACUACUAACGUUGCCCAGCAAGAAAAAUCGACGCAAGGCAUGAAAGCUGAAGCUUCUCCAACAGAUAUAUCGUCGUGUAGAAAAUCUCCUGGAUCAUGCAAAAGCGAAGAGCAUUUUUCUGCCACGAAAAUGAACGAAAACGGGAUUGAUCUAUGCAUCAAUAUGGACCCGCAAUGCGAAAAUAGCCAGACAUCACAAUACUCGCAAAUGAGUAUUUGCCAAGGAUGUGAUUAUCUUAUCGAGGAUCAGUAUUUACUCAAUAUUGGUGGAUUUUCGUGGCAUGAAAGUUGCGCGAAGUGCGUCAUCUGCCGGUUAAAACUACAGCAAUCGUGUUUCUUUAGCGAUGGCCAACUUUAUUGCAAGAAAGACUAUCAACAAACUAGAAAGAAAUGCUCUGGCUGUGGUUCAAAGAUUGAAAGUGAAGAGUUAGUCAUGCGUGUCGCUACGUCAGGAUAUGUGUAUCACGUGGGUUGCUUCGCAUGCGUGACGUGCAAGCGGUUAUUACGUAAAGGGGACGAGUUCGUGAUGAACAGGCACAACGAGAAGCGAGCGAAAUCGUGCACGAGGUUUGAUCUACAGUGUAAAAACUGCUGGAGCGAGCGAGACACUUUAUUAAAAGCUGGUCACGACUCACAAAUGAUAAAAUCGUUACCUUGCGCUCCUGAUGCAAAGACAUCGAGUCUUCCCUCUCCAGGUGUCAGCAGUGACGUCACAGAUAUGACGUCACCGAAGAGUCCACAUUGUGUUUUAUCACCGAAAAGUGAUGACGACGAUGCUACGUCAUCCGAUGACGAAUCAACUGUCGGGAACUUCAACUCGUCGAAAGAUGACGUGGGCGAGGAUGGAAAAAGACCACGUGAUAACGAUGACGUAGACAGCAAGGACGGCAAGCGAUCAAAGCGACCACGAACUAUUCUUAACGCAGUUCAACGUAGAGCUUUUAAAGCUGCUUUUGAAGUUACACCCAAGCCUUGUCGAAAGGUUCGUGAAACGCUUGCCAAAGACACUGGGUUGACCGUGAGAGUGGUACAAGUGUGGUUCCAAAACCAAAGGGCGAAAAUGAAGAAGUUAGCCAAGCGACAACAAAGUCAAGAAGCUGCGGCACAAAAGGCGAGGGAAGAAUUCGGUUACCAUGUAUUUGAUCAGAUGGGUUCUAUGCCUCACCAAAUCCAGCAUAUGAUGCCGGGUAGCGAGGGCAUGAUGGAGAAAAUGUUUGGCCAGUUUCAUCACCAGCAAGUACACGGUCAAAUUAACGGACGCCGCAUGGGUGUGCCAUGGGACCAGCAUCCCAACGAUGCGAUCGGAUUUGGACAGGGUCAAUUGUACCACGAAGCAAGCGGUUACCAAGAAAAUAUGGCGGUGCCUCAAAAUGUAACUAUUACGUCACAAAUGGAUGGGAUGAUUCCCCAACCAAUGAGAAUCCCCCUCAAUCACAACAUGACGCCCCACCCCCCUGCAUAUCAGGGCAAUAUGCAAAUUCAUGACGUCAUCCAUCCUGCUGACAUGCAUGUGACGUCAUCGCCUGGGAAUCACCCGAAUGACGUAACGACGCCCAUAGACGGGUUGUACUCGAUGCAGAAUAAUUAUUUUAGUUCGUAAAUUUUUAAUACCUCUUAUUCUCGUUUUAAAUAUAUACAUCUUUUCGUCACAGCUGUUUUUAUAUUAAAUUAAAUCCCAAAUGUUUGCGGUUUAUGUUGAUCUGAAUGGCAAUAGCGUAAAACGUAACUCGUCAGGAAAAAUUAGGAAAACACUGAAGCACUUUGAUGUAAUUUAAAUUCUUUGUUAUUUUUGCAAAACGAUUUUUUUGCGUGUGUGUUCUGAUAUGUGACGUAAUAAAGUGUGAAUUAAAAU
Molecule: messenger RNA, 2196 nt
Organism: Ciona intestinalis (vase tunicate)
Lineage: Eukaryota; Metazoa; Chordata; Ascidiacea; Phlebobranchia; Cionidae
Source: RefSeq